This is a messenger RNA of Galdieria sulphuraria, 1443 nucleotides long. Its product is annotated as RNA lariat debranching enzyme. Gene Ontology annotation, cellular component: nucleus. NCBI's taxonomy places the organism in Eukaryota, Rhodophyta, Bangiophyceae, Galdieriales, Galdieriaceae. The transcript has 2 exons. Gene Ontology annotation, molecular function: RNA lariat debranching enzyme activity. The record is from RefSeq and is a predicted model, not a curated record. The coding region runs from base 24 to 1247 and encodes 407 amino acids. Gene Ontology annotation, biological process: mRNA splicing, via spliceosome.
UGUGUGAAAUAUCAGUUUUCUAUAUGAACGUUUUUGUUGCUGGUUGCAUCCAUGGGAAGUUAUCACUUCUUUAUGAGACAGUAGAGUGCUAUGAAAGGGAACAUUCCGUUUCUAUUGACUUGAUACUUUGUUGUGGGGACUUUCAAGCUGUUCGAAACUGGCAAGACCUUAGUUGUGUUUGUUGCCCUGCUAAGUACCGCCAACUCAACGAUUUUUACCAAUACUAUCGAGGGGAACUAACAGCACCAAAACUCACAGUCUUUGUUGGUGGCAACCACGAAGCAUCGAACUACCUUCAGGAGCUUCCCCUAGGUGGAUGGGUUGCUCCUAACAUUUUUUACUUGGGUGUAGCUGGAGUAUUAAGAAUCGGCAAGUUAAGAAUAGGAGGACUGAGUGGGAUUUUUAAAGAACAAGAUUUUCGAAAGGAGCAUUUUGAAAGACCACCGUACACAGAGAGUUUGUUGCAUUCUGUGUAUCAUGUUAGAGAAGUAGACAUAUAUCGUCUGUCGUUGCUUAUCCACAAACUGGAUAUCUUUAUCAGUCAUGAUUGGCCAGAAGGAGUGACGGAGUAUGGAAAUAAGGAAUCAUUGUUAAAGAGGAAGCCGUUCUUUAGGAAAGACUUGGAAGAAGGAAAGCUCGGAAAUUUAGGGACCAAAAACCUCCUCUUCCUUCUCCAACCAAGAUAUUGGUUUUCGGCCCACAUGCACUGUUAUUUUGAAGCGAUUGUGAAGAUAAACGAAGAGUCUCCAUGUGAAUUUUAUGCAUUGGAUAAAUGUCUUCGUCGCAGACCGUUUUACAAAAUAAUCAGAUUUCCCGAUAUAGUUCAGGAUGAGCUUGAAGUGCGAAUGGAUGAAGAAUGGGUACAAAUCCUGUUAGAGACGGCAUUCGUUCGCCAGAGUCCUUGGAAUCUUUUACAAGCGGAAAACUGGAAGAAGAUACACGAUAUUCGUCAAAAUCGAAGUUUCACAAAGCAGUCGCACCUUAAGUUUCAUAGGUUUUGCCCCACCAGCAAAUCGUUAUCAUGUGGAGAGGAGAAGAUGGAAUGGCAAAGAACUCAUAUUGCACUUCCUGCGUGUCUUCCAUUGAAUCCUCAAACUCAGUAUUUACGGGAUCAACUCAAUGUUCCAAUAACAGCCCCAAUAUUUUGCAACUGUGCCUCGUGGGUGAUUGAACUUAAUGCUUCGAACUCUGAAAUGACUGGACGAGAUCCUAACGAAAUUCAACUCUCAGAAGAUGAUGCGUUUUAGAGUAGUAACAAAUGACAUUAUUUUUCUGGCAACAUAACAAAACGUUUCUCGUUCUUAUUGUUUUUGAAGCUUUGUAGAGGUCAAUGUAUUGUUCUAUAUUUGUAUUUUGUUUCCUUAGCAGCUGACUAGACCGUGAUGACAAUACUUUCAGUUUAUCCAUUUAGGAAAGUAAUCGAAUGAACAUGUCAGUCCUUUU